AUGCAGCAGCAGCAGCUGCUGCAACAGCAGCAGCAGCAGCUGCUGCAGCAACAGCAUCUCGAGGCUGCACUGACGGUUCAAGAGAUGCAUCUGCAGCAAGCAGCAGCACCCAGCGACCCCGAUGAGUACUGGCGGGUGCAGAUGGCAGCAGCAGAAGCAGCAGCAAAAGUAACACCCGAAACUGCAGCAGCAGUAGCACAAGGGGAAGCUGCAGCAGAAGAAGCUGGAGCAGAAGCAGCAGCAGCAGAAGCAGCAGCAGCAGUAGACGCAACAGCAGAAGCAGCAGCAGAAGCAGCAGCACCUGCUGCUGCAGCCAAAGCAGCAGAAAGAGAAACAGCAACAGCAGAAGCAGCAGAAUCUGCUGCGCCGCGGGAGGAGUGUACAAAACCAGCAGCAGCUGCGGCAGAAGCAGCAGCAGCAGCUCUUGAGACAGCAGCAGCAGCAACAACAACAACAACAGCUGCUGCUGCAUCCGCAGUGCCCUCACCAUCAUUAGGUGUACAUACUGAAGACUUGCUGCAGCGUGAUCAGCAGCAGCAGCAACAGCAGCAGAGGCAGAAGCAGCAACAGCAGCAAGACCCUCAGUGCAGCACUCCUCCGUCUUUGCCUGUCUCUCGUCGGUGUAUUUCAGCAGCAGCAGCUGCGGGGGCGGCAGCAGCAGCAGCAGAGGCGACUGCAGCAGCAGCAGCAGCAGCAGCAGCAGAAGCAGCGGGGAUGCAGCGGCAGCAGAGCCGCUCUUCUGUCUCUGUUUGGCUGUAUGAACGGCUGGCUCUGCUGGAGCAGCAAAUUAAAGCACAGCAAGAGCUGCAUCACAAGGAGAUAGCUAAUCUCAGAACAAGCCACGAGGUGUCUCUUUCGCUUGCACUCCGCGGAGCCAGCAGCAAGGAGACAGCAGCACAAAUAGCAGCAGCAGCAGCAGCAGCGCGACAGCUCCCUUGCAGCAGCUGCUGUCGCUGGCUGCAGCAGCAGCGGCAGGAGCAGCAGCAGCAGCACCAACAGCAGCAGCACCAACAGCAGCAACAGCCGCAGCUACUUUGUAGCCGUAGAAGUAGCAUAGCGCGGAGAGGCAGCCCCUCCAGCAACAGCAGCAGAACGGAAGAGGGAUCAGCAGCAGCAGCAGCAGCAGCAGCGGGAGUAACAUCAGCAACUGCUGCAGCAGCAGCAGCAGCAGCUGCUGCUGCUGGUGCUGCUGCUGGUACAGCAGCAGACUCACCAACAGCUUCGCCUGUUUCGGUCUCCUCACAUGAGGCCCCACCCGGGGCACAAAACCACAGCAGCAGCAGCAGCAGCAGCAGCAGCAGCCGGUGCAGCAGCUGCAGCUGCCAUCGCCACCGCUGCAACAAGAGCAGCAGCAGCAGCAGGAGCAUAGAAGAAGCCAGCGGGGCACGCGAAGAGAGCGGCAUGCAUCUCUCCGCUUCUGCUGUUGCUGCUGAUCCUGCUGCUGCUGCUGCUGCUGCUGCUGGUGUGCCGUUGAACAACAGCGAAGGGGAAGACAGGCCGCAGCAGCAGCAGCAGCAGCAACAGCAACAGCAGCAGCAACAGCAACCACAACAGCACCAGCGGCAGCAGGCGCACGAUCAUCCGCGGCAGCAGCAGCCGCAGCAGCCUCAGCAGCAACCGCAGCAGCAGCAGCAGCAGCAGCAGCAGGAGAGCAUCAGCUGGAGGCAAGGGCAUGAGGACGUGGCUCAACAUGCAGACAGCUGUUUGCUGCUGCAGCAUUUGUCUCUCCUCAUCUGCAAGCACUGCGGCAGCAAAAUCAGGAUGCAGCAAUCGCUGCAGCAGCAGCAACAGCAGCAGCAGCAGUUGGAUGUCAGCUCGCCACAGCUGCUGGUCACAAUGCAACAACAACAGCAGCAGCAGCAGCAACAACAGCAGCAGCAACAGCAGCAGCAGCACCAGCAACAGUGGUAG
This is a messenger RNA of Eimeria acervulina, 1911 nucleotides long. RefSeq lists its product as hypothetical. The record is from RefSeq and is a predicted model, not a curated record. Bases 1 to 1911 code for a protein of 636 amino acids. The transcript has 3 exons. NCBI's taxonomy places the organism in Eukaryota, Apicomplexa, Conoidasida, Eucoccidiorida, Eimeriidae.